CUAAAACACGUUUAUCUGCGAUAAAACAAGUGAGAGCUGAAACCAAAAGACAUCAAUAAUUCAGUCACAACCAACAAACAAAAGCUACAAUGAGUUCUAAAAUUCCCCAAGAGCAACCAAAAUGCUCAGUGGCCAUCAAGAAAAGGUCCCGAGUCCCUGGGGUUAUGAUCACUCAGUUUGUAGAGCGACUUCCUGCAGGAAAAUCUACACCAGAUUUUGCCAGGAAACCAAUGACUACAACUGUUCAAGAGGGUAAAAAAGCCUUUUUUAAAGCUAUGGUUAGUGGCGAGCCACCACCAACUGUUACAUGGGCUUGCAACAAGGGUGAAAUGGAUGAUCAAGAAAAGUACAGCACCCGAUAUGACGAACGAGCUCGAGAACAUGUUCUUGAGAUAGUAAAUGUUAAACUUGACCAAGCGGACAAUUACAAGUGCUUUGCAACAAAUGAGUAUGGACAAGCAGUCUGUGCAGUUACCCUGAAUGUUGUUGAAGGCUUCAAGAAGAAACCACAGAAUGGUACGAAAUCAAAUGUGUCAAAUGGGCAGGCCGCACAAGAUUUCAGAUCUAUGCUUAAGAAAACAACUGUACCCACCAGGAAAAAACAACUCCCUCCACAAAAAGAGGGAGAAAUUGAUCCUAAACUCUUGGAACUGCUUCUGAGUGCACCAAAGAAAGACUAUGAAAGAAUCUGUUUGGAGUUUGGUGUUACUGACUUCCGCUGGUUACUGAAGAAACUCAAACAGAUAAAAAAGGAGAGGGAAGAUGAACAAUCAAAGGUUGUAGAAAAUCUGGACAAUAUGAAACAAAUUGAAGUGAAAGCGUCUGGAAGAGCUGAAUUUAGCUUUGAUAUGAAACUACGAGAUCCCAACAGUGAAGUUAAUUUAUACAAGGAUGGGACCUUGAUUCCAUAUGAUGAUGACAAAAACUCAAAGCACAGCCUUCAGAAAACUGGAAUAAAUUAUCUUUUCAGCAUCAAAGACCCUCAGCGAGAGGACGCUGGAUUUUAUCAAGUUGAUGUUGAAGAGACCAAUGUUCUUACAACAGACUUUCAAGUACCCGAUGUGGAGUUUGUAGCAAAAAUCAAGGACAGUAAAGUCACUGAGAAUGAAGAUGCAAUCUUUCAGUGUGUUUUGUCAACACCUCUCAACAAAAUAACUUGGUCAAAAGAGGAUGCAUCACUGGAACAUGGUGGUAAAUAUGAGAUUACCAUCUCGGAGGACAAACUUACUCACACCCUGAGAAUAAAAGAUUGCCAAAUGGCAGAUAAGGGAGCAUAUUAUGCCAUUGCUGGUAUAACCUCCAGCAGUGCCUCACUCACAGUCCAAGCUGAUUCAAGUGGGCAUAAGGGCACCAAACCCAGUGAUAAGUCUAAGCUGAUCUCAGAAGAGCAGGAGAAGUUUCCAAAAGAAAACACUGAAAUGGACACAGCAAAGCAAACAAAGGCUGAAAAUGAUGGUGCAGACAAAGAUGCACAGGAAAAAGUAGAAGAUGGCAAAGAAGGAAGAGUAGGAGGGAAAGGUGGAGAUGGUAAUGGUGGAGAUGGUAAUGGUGGAGAUGGUAAUGGUGAAGGUAUAUGUGAUGGAACAGGAAAAGGAAACGAUGAAGAUGGCAAGAAUAAAAACCUCCUAGGAGAUGAUGGCAAUGACAAGACAAAGAAGCAAUCCAGAGCUGCUGUUUUGGUUUCUGACUCUGCCAAAGACCGAGGAGCUCAGUUUGUCAGAGGUCUGUCAGAUAUAAAUGCCAAAGUUGGUGACAGAGCAGAGCUGUCCUGCAAACUAAACAGUGAAACCUCUGAAGGACGCUGGUAUAAAAAUGGAAAGCUGCUGACAGAGGAAGAUGGCGUAAAGAUAAUCAAAGAUGGAGCCUGUCACAUAUUAAUGAUUGAGUGCUGUAAAAAAGAUGACACUGCUGUGUAUCACUUUGAAGCUGAAGGACGCAAAUCAGAGGCAACACUGAAUGUCCAAGACCCACCAAGACUUGACCCUGAUGCUCUAGGUGACUUUACAAAUCCAGUGAUUGUUAAGGCAGGUGACAAUGCUGAGUGGAAGCUGCCUUUCUCGGGUGGAGCACCAAUGAACAUACAGUGGUUCAAGAAUGACGACGAGCUUCUGCCUGCGGUCAAUGUGAAAAUUGACACUUCAGAUACUGAGAGUCGACUGCGCCUCACCAAAUGUCAAAGAAAAGAUACCGGAGAAGUCAAAAUCAAAAUUAAAAAUGAGUUUGGCGUCAUAGAAGCUGUGUCAAGGCUUAUUGUACUUGACAAACCAACACUGCCACAAGGUCCUGUUGAAAUAACCGAAAGUGCGGUUACUUCUGUGGAAUUCAAAUGGAAACCACCAAAAGACAGCGGUGGCUGUCCAGUUACCAAUUAUAUCAUAGAACGGCGACAGGUGGGACGAAAUAAAUGGUCAAAUCUGGGAGAGAUCCCUUUUAUCCAUAGCUACAAGGACACUGAUGUGGACCCUGGAAGAAGAUACUGUUACAGGAUUAGAGCCAAGAAUGCUGAAGGCAUCAGUGAUUACCUGCAGACGGAGGACAUACCAGCUGGUGUAUUACGUUACCCUGGACCACCAACAGCACCCAAAGUGGCAAGUGCCUUCAAAGACUGUAUCAAUCUGUCAUGGUGUCCACCCUGUGACACAGGGGGAACCAAAAUUAUGGGGUACAACUUGGAAAAGAACAAGACAGGCACAAAUUACUGGAACCUUGUAAAUCAAAAUGGGCCAAUUACAGAUACAAAGUAUGCAGUGAAAGAUAUUUUUGAGGGUGCAGAAUAUCGAUUUAGAGUGUCUGCCAUCAACCUAUCUGGUGCUGGAGAACCCAGUAUUCCAUGUGAGGCAGUUAUUGCAAGAGAUCCUAAGAAACCUCCUGGCAAAGUGAUAGACCUUAAGAUAACAUCUUCAAGUUACACCACAUUUUCACUGGCGUGGACUAAACCAAAGGAAGUGAAAGGCAUAGAAGAUGAAGCCCAGGGUUACUAUGUGGAAAUCAGACCAAUAGAGAGCCUUGAAUGGACCCGCUGCAAUGCCACACCAAUUAGAUUAACUUCCUACACCGUGCUGGGCCUCAAGGCAAUGGCUGCAUACUGGGUGAGAGUAAUUGCCACAAAUUAUGGUGGAAAUGGGGAUCCUCGAGGCUUUGAUAAUUACAUCACUGCCAUGCCACCUCCUGUGAGACCAAGGUUCAAGGACCGCAACAUGAAGACCUUGAUGGUGGUGAAAUCUGGAAACACUAUUCGAGUCAACAUCAACUUUGAGGCUUCUCCGAUGCCUGACAUUUCUUGGGUUAAGGAUGGAAUUCCUUUGCUCAAACAUGUGACUAUAACCAAUUCAGAUAGAGGAUCUCAGUUGUUAAUUCCCACAUCUGAGAGAUCAGAUAGCGGCAUCUACAUGAUCACUGUCAAGAACAUUGUUGGCCAGGAAAGCUUCAGUGUAGAAAUCAGAGUUACAGAUGACCCCAAGCCUCCAGGCCCCGUAGAGCUGGAUGAGAAAAUACCAGGAACAGUGACUCUAUGCUGGGCUCCAUCUCCAGAUGAGAAAAGAGAUGACAGAAUACACUACAUGGUGUCCAAGAGGGACUCCUUCAAGCGCACUUGGAGGACAGCAGCUGACAACCUUUUUAACAACAAGUUCACAGUUGUCAACAUUAUGCCUGGGCGGGAGUACUACUUCAGAGUGUUUGCGAAAAACGACAUGGGCCUGUCACCACCAUCUGAGUCCCCUGUGUUUGCUUUAAAAAAGGAAAAAGGAAAGUUCAAAGUUGACAUGCCACAGAUGAAAGCCCUGGAUUUUGAGUCACCUCCAUCAUUCAUUAUCCCCUUGAAGAGACGCACAGCUCCUGAAGGAUAUGAAUGCUACAUGAGCUGUGCAGUAAAAGGUGACCCAGUGCCCCAUGUAACUUGGUACCACAACAACAUCAGCCUCAACACAAACACAAACUACCACAUAACAAAUGUAUGUGGAGUCUGCUCAUUGUUAAUACUACGAGUGGGACCCAAAGACAAUGGGGAAUACAAAGUUAUCAUUGAGAACAAACUAGGGAACGCCGAGUCCUCCAUGACACUAAAUGUUAGAGAAUAAAGUGGACUAGUAACAUCGAGAAUCAGCCAGAACCAUGAGAUUCCUCACUGCAUUUCAAAUCAAUGAUGGAAACUUGUAUGGAUUUUAAGCUGCCACCCUUUUCAAUAAAGUGAUCCAC
Messenger RNA from Gambusia affinis (western mosquitofish), 4197 nucleotides. Its product is annotated as immunoglobulin-like and fibronectin type III domain-containing protein 1. The record is from RefSeq and is a predicted model, not a curated record. Bases 90 to 4079 code for a protein of 1329 amino acids. The transcript has 24 exons. Gene Ontology annotation, molecular function: protein binding. Lineage: Eukaryota; Metazoa; Chordata; Actinopteri; Cyprinodontiformes; Poeciliidae.